Paramisgurnus dabryanus is the source of this 3205-nucleotide messenger RNA. RefSeq names its product cilia and flagella associated protein 221 (gene cfap221). The record is from RefSeq and is a predicted model, not a curated record. Gene Ontology annotation, cellular component: 9+2 motile cilium. Lineage: Eukaryota; Metazoa; Chordata; Actinopteri; Cypriniformes; Cobitidae. Gene Ontology annotation, biological process: motile cilium assembly; cilium movement.
UCUUCUAUAGAGGGUAUGCAUUGACGUCACCAUGCCGGAGCUCCCCCGGUUGAGUGGCUCAUUUAUCCAUGUCAUUGUCACAGAUCUCCGCAUUUUUCUGUGUCCGUACCAUGGACUUUUUUUUCCCCGUCAGUUUCACGUAUUUGAUACUCAAUUGUUUUUCCUAUUUUUGAAGGUCCUUUUCUUUCUGUGUUUUUGAAGCUUUGAUUGUGUUUACAGUGCGCAAUAUAACAUUUUUAUGUAACAGAAAGUCGUUCUAACCCCAAACCCAAGUGACAAUGGUAAGAAAAUAGGAAAAAAUGCUGAAAUUUACUGAAAUCACUUUUUCAAGCAGUUAUGCUUGGAAAUGUUCAAUAACUUUUUUGAGGACAAGGCUUACAAGAAUAAAUGUGCCCUAUACAAUAUGUACAGAAAGAGUUCAGAAAAGUUCAUGCAAGAGGAAGUUGGACAUAAUAUCAUUGUAACUACAUGAAAUGUCAUGUCAACUACCGUAUAGGUUCGGGGUGUUUGUUGUGCAAAAAAGUGUAUAACGUCUGGCUGUGAUGGAAGUGGUACUUUCUGCCCCAGAGACUUUCUCCAGCAGUUUAAGGAAAAAAACCCUGCUUCCUCUGAGCCAACUGGUAGAGGACACCAGAAAAAGUGUCCCCCAUCACCUGCUUGAAACCAGGGAGUUCACAAAACUGAAGAGUAACAGUGUAGUUCAAGCCGAACCAUCAGAACUGCAUUUCAGUGGCUUUGAAUUAGGAAAGGAUUAUAGGAAGAUCUUGAAACUUAUCAACAUCUCUUCUGAAGUUAUCAGUGUCCACAUUCUUCCACCUCUGACUAAGAAUUUUCAAAUAAAGUACAUAAAAAAGUGCCGACUGGUUCCGGGUCUGGCAUACACUGUUACAGUGAGCUUCCAUCCAGACGAGUGGCAUUAUUUUUUUGACAACAUCAGAAUUCACUGCGAGGGAGAGGAGAACUUACUGGUUCCUGUUCACGCAUAUCCCGUUAUCAAUGAUCUUCAUAUUCCAUCUCACAUUACUUUACCACCUGUGCCACUUGGACAGAGCAUCAGUCAUGUGAUUCCACUUAGUUGCAGUUGUCCGAUUGACUUUGAAUUUCAUGUGCAUUGCCUUCAACCCCAUGAAGCCUUUAAUGUGAGCCCUCUAUCAGGGAUCAUUCCAGCAAAUGGAAAGACGGAGAUAAAAGUGACUUUCACACCUGUGCUGUAUUGUACAGCUGACAUUACACUGCAGUUGGUUAUCUCUCAAUUCAACUGUAAACCUGUUGUUUGGACAGUUACAGGUUCCUCUUCUCCAUAUCUGCUACUCAGUCAAAAAGAAACUGCUGAAGAUGAUGUCUUGGUUGGAAAGCAAACGCUUGCUGAUGGAAAACCUUUACCAUCCCAUCAUAGACCUAAAAUGGCUCUUGCCUUGUCGAAGGGUGGUGAGAAGAAAAGAAAAGGUGAUUCAAAGCUGAUGGUCUCCACCACAGAUUUCACCAUUCAUGCAGGACUGAAUGAUAUCCAACCACAGGACGAAUUGAGAAAUAAGGAUCUCCAAGAGGCCAUUUCUAAUACCAAGCCUGCAGACCACACUAAAAAUAUGAGGGAAGCCACAUUUUUAAAGAAGGUGAAACAAAAGCAGGAAAAAGCCACUCAUAAACGCUGGCCGGUUGAUGUGGGUAAUGAAAAGCUUAAAAUGUUGAAGAUGCAAGAUGAGGCUGUUGGUGUAUGUAAACAAAAAUAUAGUGGUAAGUCAAUGGCCAUUUCAAGAUCUUCACCGAAACGUUCUUCACAAGGAAUUAUGAGAAAUGCAGGACAGCUCCCAGGAUGCCCUGCUGUGGACACUGGCCAGCUCGAGGUCAAACCAAAAGCACUUAGGCUCUUCCAGCAAGCUGUUCAUAAGGUUGUUCGUCAAUGUCGAAAGAACAAGAGGCUUCAGGCAGACGAAAAAUUGGCUGAACAACUUUUGAAGCUGACACCAGAAAAGCUUCUGCCCUUCAGAUUUCCUACAUUUCUGCCUGAAGACCAACCUGAUGAACUGGCUGUGAGUGCAUUGGGUCACGUUCCUGUGAGUCCGCUAAUACCGGAUAUGAAACCCAGCACCAUUCCAACAUCCUGCAGUCUAAAGGUUCCCCAGUAUAUCAGACCAGUUGUAUAUCAGCCAGUGUCUGUGUACGAUGCUGCAGCAACAUUAAUUCCAUCUAACCUGUUUAGCACAUUACGCACUGGAGCAGAGGAUGAGCUUCUGCCAGUGCUGGCAUGUUCAUCUGCAGACCUCAGCGAGGAUGAGGAGGACAGGAACACAGAGGAACCUGAGGGAUCAAAUCAGGAUUUACAUUCCAGUCUUAGUUUCUGUGCUCCUGAAGCAUUACUCAAACCACCGAAUGCACAUCCUCUCCGGAUUUUUAAUCCUGCACCACAUGUUUACGCCUUCAAAUCAUCCCCGCUGUACCUGGAGUGUGAUCUAGACUUUCACCUCUGCCCACUGCAACGAUAUGCUCCGAAGGGCAAUGUAGUGGGCAUGUACGCCCCUGCAACACAGAAGAAGUUUCUAGACAGAAAGGAUAUAAUCAAAGGGAUUAUGACAUGGAAGAAGUUUCCUUCAGUGGCUUUGAGCACUAUAUCUAGCAUGACAACAUUUACAGGAGAUCACGCCCCAUGCAUGUCUGAUCCCUUCAGUAACAUAUUGCUUCCUGUGGAGGCACCACCUGCUCUUAAGAAUCUGCCUGACAGCAUCAUAGACGAGAUUCAAGCUGGAUUGUCAGACGGCUCAGAGCUCAGUCUCACUCCUGAGAUGGUGGAAGCAGAGUUUGGCCUGCCUGAGAGAUUUUCAGCGCCAUCUCCGAAAGAGAAUAAAGAUGAUGGAAUUCGAAUGACAAAAUCGGCAGGAACAACCAGCAGAGAGCCAUGUGAGACGCCACUGGAGUCAAACCACAGCAACAAACUGGGACCAAAAGUUGUGCAGAAAUUUAAACAAUUAAAAUCUUUAGGCAUGACCAGCAUCCCAUGAUAAUAAUAAAUAGCACUUUUAUCUUAAAUAAUAGAGUAGAAAAUGCAAGCCUUACUGAUUUGUAAUUUUAAGUAUAUUUAAAUUUAUAUUUAAGCAAAACUUGAAUAAAAUUUACUGUGUGUACAAUAUACAGGCUGUAGUAAAAUAUACUGACACUAGGUGGCAUUAAAAGUCUGUGAUAUAAAACUCAGCAGAUGUAUCUCAGUAAA